CAACUCGACCCUGCACAACUCCAUCGUUGUGCGUCAACGUAGAGCCCACUAAUUAAGCAUCAGCUUCUCGCGGAGAAGUGAGGACACCGGAAUAUAUGGCAUAGGCCUGGGGAGGGAGGGGUCUUGGUGGUGCUGGGCUACGGGAAGGCUCCGUACCGCUGCUGAAUGGAAUCCGGCUGUGUCCGAAAAGCAAUGGCUAUGGGUUUGACAUCGAAAAAGGCAUCUUCUCGGAGCGUCGGCGUGGAGCGAAAAAAUCUCAUCACCGUAUGCAGAUUUUCGGUGAAGACACUCCUGGAAAAGUACACAGCCGAGCCCAUCGAUGACUCAUCCGAGGAGUUUGUCAACUUCGCUGCAAUCUUGGAACACAUCCUCAGCCACCGCUUCAAAGGUCCUGGAAGCUGGUUCAUCUCAGAUGGCCAGCGAAGUUUCUGGGACUACAUCCGGCUGGCAUGCAGCAAGGUGCAGAACAACUGCAUCGCCAGCAUCGAAAACAUUGAGAACAUCAGCACCUCACGAGCCAAGGGUCGGGCAUGGAUCCGUGUGGCGCUGAUGGAGAAGCGUCUGUCUGAGUAUGUGGCCACAGCCUUGAGGGACACACGGACAACCAGGAGGUUCUAUGAUGACGGAGCCAUCAUACUGAGAGAGGAGGCCACUGUUCUGACAGGCAUGCUCAUUGGCCUCAGUGCCAUAGACUUCAGUUUUUGCUUGAAGGGGGAGGCGCUGGAUGGGAAGUCCCCUGCUGUGAUUGACUUCACACCUUACCUGAAGUUCACUCAGAGCUAUGACUACCUGAGUGAUGAGGAUGACCGGUGCAGUGUGGACAGCAGUGCCAGUGACGAAAGUGUCCCAGAACACCCUUACAUCCCCCUGGUCACUGACGAGGAGAGCUGGAGGAACAAGUGUCGCAAGAUGGAGCAGAGGUUUAAGAUUGUGUAUGCACAGAAGGGCUACCUGGAGGAGCUGGUGCGUCUGCGGGAGUCCCAGCUGAAGAACGUGGAGACGGAGAACAAGAAGCUGAGUGCCAGGCUGGAGGAGCUCAGAGUCCAGAGCCUGCAGGAGAAGAAGGAGCUGGAGUCCAUCGUACUGGAGCUGCAGGCACAACUCACUGCCCUCAUCCCCUGUGAUUCCUCCCACCUGACUAAGGAUCUGUCCAUCCCUCUGGUCAACCAGUGGCCCUCCAUACGAGGCUACAACAACCAGGGGGACGUCAAGCUCUUCCGCAGGAGAAGCUUCCACAGUUUGGAGCAGCUCUCAGCUGACGUCAGUCUGAACUCUGAUUCCCAGAAGACCGAUGGGCAACAGAACGGAGAUACAGGAAAAGACUACACCCCUUCUAUGCUGGGUCUCUGUGGCUCUCUGUCCUCUCUCCCCAGCUGCAAGUCCAUGUCCAGCCUCAAGUCCAGUGAGUGUCUGGUCAACAUCAGCAUGGAACCCAGCCCUGCACUCUCCCCCAGCUAGGGGGCGCCAUGCCACCAGAGCUCUGUCUGCCCAGCGCAAAGCCAACAACCAACCAACCCAAACCGCCUGCCUCAACCUGGAGACACUCAAUAGAUCAUGAACAUCUACCUACAAACUAUCACUAUUAACACAGUUACCAACAAAACCCUUUUCAACCAAACCCUUCUCCAUCCAACUCCACUCAACCCACUGCUUCAUGUCUGCAAAGAUUAGAGGGGGAAAAGCUCUUCAAUAUUUCUGGAUUAUUGUGUGGAUUAAAUUAAAGUUAUAAUGAAACUAAAAGGAUCCUAGUUCUUCUGUGCCCCUCCUCACCCACACCCUCUCUCAUAUCCUCACACUGUUCCAUCCUGCUCUUUCACUGUUGUGUGUGUGUGAAUUCCUAUGUCAAAAUGUUGGCCUUUAAUGCCUUUUGAACACAUCUAACUAGCGUAAUUCAAAGCUACAAAACUAUCCAAAAGCAUAUUUAUUGAUCUAUUUAAAUUCUCCUCUCCUCUAGAUCUCCUUAUCCAAGUCUUUCUCUGCACCUGACUCAUCUGGUCAUUGUACUGUCUGUGUGUCAGUCUGUCCCAGCCCUGCCUCAGCCUAUACUAUCCUCUUGCCUGCCUGUCAAAAUGACAGACAAACUGGAAUGACGCACUUGCGAUUAAGUCAGAACACUUGGAGGACAAGGAUGAACUGAAUUCUAACAAAACCAUCAGCUGUUCUUAGGUGUUUGAGUGGCUGCAGGUUGAGUGUUGCUAACAUGGUGGCUAGAUGUGUAUUUGAUGCAUGUGGCUGAAUGAUAUUGGCAUUGUUCCUCCAUUGUACUGGGUUUUGGAUGGCCUGAAUCUCCAAAUCAUUGACCUGCUUGAGUAAUCAGACAUUACUGUUUCAGCAUGUGUUCAUGUGUGCAGCAAUUGGUUACGUCUGUCUAUCAACAGUUUUGUUGUCAUGUUGCUUUUUAUAUUUUGUUGAUGAAUCUGAUUUUAUAAAUCAAGUGUUCUGUUAUUUUUCCACAUGCAUAUUUGGUUAUUUUUGUUCAAUGACCAAUGCUAUUAGUUGCAAUAAACUGCCUUAUUUUUGUUAUGUCAAUCACUUUUCAGUGAGUAUUUUUUUCUCUGCAAGGGGUGUAAAUGUUAUUAAAGUAUGUUUACCCUGAACUA
This is a messenger RNA of Oncorhynchus kisutch (coho salmon), 2600 nucleotides long. RefSeq names its product RUN domain-containing protein 3A. The record is from RefSeq and is a predicted model, not a curated record. Bases 166 to 1458 code for a protein of 430 amino acids. The transcript is spliced from 11 exons. NCBI's taxonomy places the organism in Eukaryota, Metazoa, Chordata, Actinopteri, Salmoniformes, Salmonidae.